AACUCGUUUCAAGUGUAGAGUCCUGAGAGGAAAUGUUUUGGGAGUGGAGUUCAAAUGGUGUAGUGAUUUUUAAUGUACAUAAGGGGUGUUCACACGGCAGCUUUUACUCCGGUGUAGCACCGGGGCUGCCCCGGUAGAGCGUUCACACGGUACAAAGUUAUACCGGUGUAGCCCCUGAAAGCGGCUUAAACCGGUGCAAAUCUAACCCUGCUCGGGAGGUGGUUUAAGAAAUUUACUCCGGAGUAAAUGCUAGUUUGCGGGGCAGCACCGAUUAUAAAAUAGGACAUCUGAACGCUACAGGGGUAGACUCGCUACGCGUGAGGAGAGUUGAUUACAUACGGGCAUUGCAUAAUUUGCAUCCUGGUAUUUUGGCGAAUAUCAACAACAACAGAACUGCGUGUCUUCCAGUGUUGCUAGACUGGGCGGUUUUAAGUGCAUUUUGGCGGAUUUGAACAUAUUUUGGGCUGGAAAACAUCAGCAGUAUCUGGCAACACUGGUGUCUUCAUCCACAUUGUUUUCCCGGCGCUUGGUGAUGCCAUGACAACCGGGAAAAGGAAGUACGUUUUCACGCAUGCGCAUAUUUCAUUUCCGCAUUAUUACUAUCGUAUAGCACGGUCGCAAAAACUGCCGCGUGAACGCAAGUGGGGCCAGGCCCGGCACCUGGAACAGUUUACUAAGGGGGCAAUUAGAAAUCGCAAGGGGGCAAAUAUUUUUCAUAUCGUGUGUAGUAGUGAUGGCGGUCUGACAACGUGUUUCAAACAAUUAACGGCGCCAACCACAAAACCACGGCCCCGAAGGUUGCUUUAGUACGGGAAGAUCAUGACAUAUUACCAGGGCAGUUGCGCUUUAUCAACUCCCGUGCCCACCUGUUACCCCUCCCCUCUAAUUUUCUCACAGACACGUGGUACAACCGGAAAGAUGCCAAACAUAAAACACACACAAACCUACAGGCAAGUCCUUUAAAUUUAAAAUAUAUACAAAUAGCUCCGCGGCAUGAAAACAAAACGUCAAUGCAAGUCUAAGGUACUUGGCUCGGCGGCCAAAAUCAUAAUUUAAAAAAAUCAACAGACCCCGCGGCUGCACCAGUAAUAGCCUUCCUGACUCGCACCGAGUCAACGCUAACCACUUAAUCCGCGAUCCCAGUUUAGGCGUGUAGGGGACUAAACACUCUGAAGUGAUGAAUUUUCACCCCCGCUGCAUGGGGGGGUGACGUCAACGACACAUAUUCUUGCGCUAUUUGCGCACAAAGCGGACCAUAUAUGAACAACGUAAACGGAGAUAAACUUAGCCUACAAAGAAAGAAAAUGGAUUCACAAUAUUGUGAUUGAAUUCGUUUAAUUCGGUGGGGGAAAGACUACUCCCGUAAACUGACUGCAUAUUACAGGAUAUUGCAGAGACAUUGCACUUGUAAGUGUCAUAACAACCAAUCAGAUUUGUUCUACCGUGCCAGUUUUAGUAGUGAUUUAUGUGAAAUGUAUUUUUGUGCAAUCCGCAACCACUUAAUAUUUCGUAUUUGAAAAUGCAAAUUAUUAAUACGUCUAUAAUACAUUAUAUUUUCAUAAGAAAACAAUUAAGUGAUCUGAGUCUCCGUUGAGGGGGCGGGGCUGUAGCCACGAGGGGGCGACGCCCCCUUUCACCCCCCCACGGCGCCGGGUCCGAGUGGGGCUGCACCGGUGCUAACACGCUUCUCUCUAGUAAGCAGGUUUGUGACGUGUGAACCAGCGCUCGAAACUAACGGUGUCCCGGGGACCAUAAAAAAUGUCAUCGGGACACAAAAUUAUCAUAUCUGGGACAAUCCUGGGACAAUGGAAAAAAUAGAUCUAGAAAAAAAGUUCUACACUAAUAUUAUUUACAAAGCCGUAAACCAUACGUAGACAUUCACCUAAUUUGUCAAUUUUAAUUUUAAAACGUUAACAGCGAAAAAUACAUUAGUAGCUACACUUUCGAUGCACCUGCAUCCGUAGGCUACAGAGCAGCGCAUUCUGUUCUAGAAUCUUCGGCCGGAGUCCGCAUUAUAUGGACUUGGAAUGGAAUUGCUACCGCACACGCUGCGCCGACUCUUGCCAGAACAAAAAUGCUUAAGUGGUUGAAGCGGACCGACCGCGGGGAAGAAACUGAAAGCGCAGACAUAACGUCUCCGGGACCUUCAGGAUCCAAAGUGUCAUCGCCUGUCAAUGUGGAUCGUAAGCUGUCCAAAUCUGAGCGUCAGCGUUUUAAAGAGGAGGCCGGCAUGCUGAAGGGCCUGCAGCACCCCAACAUCGUGCGCUUCUAUGAUUCGUGGGAGUCUCCUUCAAAAGGCCGCAAGUGCAUCGUCCUGGUGACGGAGCUCAUGACAUCAGGCACGCUGAAAACGUACCUGAAGCGAUUUAAGGUGAUGAAGAUCAAGGUCCUGAGAAGCUGGUGCCGUCAGAUCCUGAAGGGCCUUCACUUCCUCCACACCAGGACUCCUCCCAUCAUCCAUCGGGACCUGAAGUGCGACAACAUCUUCAUCACGGGUCCCACCGGCUCUGUAAAGAUCGGCGACCUGGGCCUGGCUACUCUAAAGUGCUCUUCUUUUGCUAAGAGCGUCAUAGGUACGCCCGAGUUCAUGGCGCCUGAGAUGUAUGAGGAGAAGUAUGACGAAUCGGUGGACGUGUACGCCUUUGGGAUGUGCAUGCUGGAGAUGGCUACCUCAGAGUACCCGUACUCCGAGUGUCAGAACCCAGCGCAGAUCUACCGGCGGGUCACCAGCGGUGUGAAACCGAGCAGCUUUGAUAAGGUGGCCAUACCUGAGGUGAAGGAGAUCAUCGAAGGCUGCAUUCGACAGGACAAAGAUGAAAGAUAUGCUAUCAAAGUCCUGCUGAAUCACGCCUUCUUCCAAGAGGAGACAGGAGUGCGAGUGGAACUGGCUGAGGAAGACGAUGGGGAAAUGAUCGCUAUCAAGCUCUGGCUGCGCAUCGAAGACGCCAAAAAGCUGAAAGGCAAAUAUAAAGACAACGAAGCUAUCGAGUUCUCCUUCGACCUCCAUAAGGAUGUUCCUGAAGAUGUGGCCCAAGAAAUGGUUGAGUCUGGGUACGUGUGCGAGGCUGACCACAAGACCAUGACCAAGGCCAUCAAAGACCGCGUGUCGCUGAUCUGCCGUAAACGAGAACAGAGAAAGUUGGUGCGAGAGGAGCAGGAGAAGCGCAAACAGGAAGCUGAUCAACAGCAGCAGUUGAGCGAGUCUCAGAAGGCCUUGCAUUUCGGCCCUCCAGGAACUCCAGGAGCCACUCAGACUCCGUGCAGCCUCCAGACCCCCACUGCCGGCCCUGUACAGCUCGAACCAGACGAGUGUGAAGCAGACCAACACCAACAACUACAGUACCAGCAAGGUGCCAUUUCCUCUGAAGGUACGGUGGAUAGCAGACAAGGUUCAUCCAUCUUCUCCGAGACGCCGCUGAGUCAGCUCAACAUGCCGUAUAGUUCUCCUACAGCAUCUCAUCAGACUCCCCUGCAGCAGCAGCAGCAGCCUGCACAACCCUCCUACCCCACUGCCUCACAAGCUACCCAGCAGCACCCUGUAUUCUCCCCACAGCCCAUGCCUUCUCCACCUCCCGCUGCACGCCGUGGUCGUAGCAUGUCCGUUUGCGUGCCCUGCUUUCCCUGUGCUCCUUCUCCAUCAUACCCUCCCAAGCUUCCCUCCACUCCUCCUCCGGUGCUCUCGCCCAGUCCGGGGAUGUCAGACGGCGAGACGUUUGCAGGACGUCUGUCCAAGGCUCUGGAGUGUGUCUUACCUCGGCGCCGUGCCAGCCUCCCAGCACUCUUUGCCAGCCCUCCACAGUCUCUGGCUCAGCCGUAUGGUGGUGGAGAGGGCUCUGGUGUGUGCGAACCACCGCUCUCUUUCCCCUCCAUCCCCGAGCGGCCCGUCUCCUUCUCUCCACCGCCGUCCUGCCCACCCAAAGGCUUCAAUGUGCAGCGCCGCAAGAGCACCUCCAUCUUAGAGGCCCAUACGCGCCACUUUCAGCCAGCGUACCGCAGCUACGGGAGCAGCCUCCACCCGUUCUCUAGCAUCGACGCUCAUGAGCCGUCACACUUUCUGCUCCAGAACAUAGCGGCUCAUAGACUGGCUGAGCACAUGCAGGCUUCGGCGGAGUCCUUGCAAAGCUACAAGGAAAUCCGAAUGGAGCAGGAGGAGGCCGUGCGUAGACUGAGUCUCAACCAGGCCGUCCUGCUGGACCAUUUGGAGGCCAUGGCGCAUAGUGGAUACCCGAUAACAGCACAUCAGCUCAACCAGCUCACCUUCCACCAGCAAAUGCAGGCUGCUGCUGCUGUGAGUCUGGCGUACGAGAGCCCUCAGCCCAGCCCGGUCUACCUACACCCGCACAUCCCGAGCCUCAUGCGCCUGAGCCAAAGUCCCAUCAUUCAGAAUCCUCAAGAAUCCUGCUACCAGCCUCACCCGUCAUUCCCUCACUCUGCUCCUCCAGUGCUGGCACACGCUCCUGAGCCUGGCAGUGCCUUCGAGUUCCACAUGCACAACAUCCAAUCAGAGUCAGGGACGCUGGCUGCGAGACUGUACCGAGCCCGGCGCGGCUCCAUGGAGCUCAAUCUAGAGGAGGCGUCAGGAAACACGGGGCCGUGCAGCCGGCUGCAGCCGGUCACUGAGGAGCUGGGGAGCUACGUGAGCCCGGAGAUGCCGCUGCCUCCAGGAAGCCUGCUGUUACUCCACGCUCAAAAAGAGCGCAGCCCGGAUCCUUCCAGCGACUCUCUGACCUCAUCCGACGCCGGAGACUUUAACUCGCCGCCUCUGCCGCAUGCAGGACGCCCGAGUCUGGAUGCCUCGCUCGCUCAGUCCAUCCCCCAGACAACGACGCAGCUUUACGCACCCGAAAGAGGGAGCGGAACAUGCGACGGCCAUCCCCCUACUCAUCACUCUUAUCUCUUCAUCCCUCCGUCUGAGCCAUCCAGCGCUCAUAUCAGCACUCUACAGAGCGCCUGGGCCCGACAAACCGUCAUCCAUCCUGAGUUUUCCUACCACGAGUCUGCUCUGAGCCUACAGGGUUCUACUUUGCAGGCUCCACCUCCCCAGUCCAGUACAGCUCUUCCUAUGGUCUCCACCAGUGCCCAGGCCACACCCUGGAGCGAUCCGGUCAGUCAGCAGUAUGGAGGUUACUACAUCCCAGCAGUCCCUUCGCAGGUGGUUCCUCAGCAGAUUCCUCUGAGCGCUGCUUCCCAGCAGCCCAGCGCCUCGUUGCCCCAGCAGCCGUCUCCACCGCAGCCUGCCAGCUCAGGCCUACAGAGCAUCACACAAACACACAUCCAACCUGGGUCUCCUGCUUCUCAGGCAUCCCAGACCAGUUCUCAGACUGCAGAUAUGUCACAGCUUCAGGCUCCAGUGCCCUGUGGAAUGGAAAGUCACUCUGACGUGGCGUCCGGCAUGAGUGACGGAAACGAGGGCGUGACCGGCGGCAGGCACGAAGGUCGUUCGGCUAAACGGCACCAGCGCAGAUCCGUACGCAGCCGCUCCCGCCAUGACAAGAUCACCAAAGCCAAACUUAACGUGCUCAAUAUCUCUAAUAUCGGCGACAGGGUUGCAGAGUGCCAGCUGGAAACGCAUAACAAAAAAAUGGUGACUUUUAAGUUCGACCUGGAUGGAGAUAAUCCUGAGGAAAUUGCUCAGAUCAUGGUUGAGAGCGAGUUUAUUCUGGAGAGCGAGCGAGAGUCCUUUAUCGAGCAGGUUCGGGAGGUCAUUGAGACUGCAAAUGAAAGGGGUCUUGAAAGGGAAGGCAGCCAGACUGUGAGCAAUCCUGAAGAGCAGUUGACUGUUCCAUACACACCUCCCCAGCCAGGUGCUGGUGCGAGUAUGACGACACAGGUGGUGACCUCGGCGGGCCGCAGGUUCAUCGUCAGUCCUGUUCCCGAGUCCAGACUGGAGGAACAAUUCUUCAGUGCGGUUCAACUCCCUGCUCCGAUUUUUGAGCAGCCUGUAGCAUCAGCAGGACCACCUGCGAUGGGUCUGUCUCAGUCCGCAUCAGUGCUUUCUCUGCAGCAGGCGUUUGCCGAGAUCCGUCAGGGACAGUAUGACCCUGGGCCGAGUACAGCGCCCCCUACUCUCAACACCUCCCUUCCUCCGCUGUUACCUCCCUCCUCCACUACAAUGCUGUCAUCUCCACCACGGUCAUCCGAGCAUGCUGGCUCUCCUCCGACAGUCGUCUCCUCGUCGUCCUCUCCUCCUCCAUCACUCGCUCCUGUAGCGGUCUCCUUACCCCCUCAGAUUCCCCUGCCUGUCAGUCAACCUAUUGUGACCAGUAUGGCGGGUCAGCCUUUCUCAGCUCCGCCCUCUUCCUCCCCGUCUGCGGUUUUUCCCCAGCCGACAGUCCCAGUACACACCGCUAUCGGCACAGCAGUGCCGAGUAGCAUAGCUCUGCCCUGCCAACACACUUUUCCUGGAGGAAUCGCAGAACAUCCUCCUGUCACUUCCAGUGUAGCCCAGAUGACUCCUCCCGCUACCCCCAGCACAGCCAUUCAAACUCCUCAGCUCACCCCUAGUGUCAUUACGCCACUCCCAGUCACCGCACCAUUGCCACAGGUGCCAGUCACCAGCGGUGCCCCUGUGGUGCAGCCCACGCUCGUUCACAGCCAACCGCAGCCUUCCACGCUGCCCAAUCAGGGUCAUUCUCACUGCACCGAGUGUGAGAGCGACCCUCAGAGCAAAACCCCGGGUAUCGAUGAUAUCCAUGCUCUAGACAAGAAGCUGCGCUCACUCUUCAUGGACAUGGGCGCUGGCCCGCCUUCCUCCCAAGCCGACACCAGUGCCACAGAGCCAGCUGCUCCCAGCACAUCCUCCCCUACCACCUCCAGCACCACCCCUCUUCCUCCCACUAGCUUACCUCUGAGCUCUCCUGUGACCACCCCGGUCACUAGCGCCACCCCUGUCAGCAAAACACCGUUGUCCCGAUUGCCGGUGUUGCCUGUCGGCUCUGAGCAGGCCGGCACGCCACCCACAGAACACCCGCCUCUCUUCCCGGGACCUUGUCUAACUCAGUCCCAGCAGCCCCUGGAGGAUCUGGAUGCCCAGCUGAGACGAGCUCUGAGUCCUGAGACUGUGUCGAUUACUAACGUCACUCAUCAGUCCUCUCAUGCCGGGAUACCUGCUGGAGGGCAGCCAGGGGAACCAGGAGCUGUGCCUGUACCUGGAGGCUUCACACUGGGCAGAUUUCAGGUGUCAUUAGCAGCUGAUGACUCUCCUCUGCUGCCACCCGUCACCUCCGGUGACUCAUCUUCCUCUACCACCUCUUCAUCCACCUCCUCCUCUUCCUCUAAUCUCUCCAGUCCUGAGAACACACUGCACAGGGCCUCUCCUCCUCCUCUGUGCAAGUCAGUGGCUGACAUAGUGGACGAUUUGCCCCCCGCACCCCCCAGCCAGCCUGCUAGAGUCGGCCUCCUCCAGGUCACCACCAACACUGAAACCACAGUGGGUCGUUUCUCAGUGAGUCGAGCCCCUGAUGAGCCGAUAGCUCCCACACCUGGGGAUGCAGAGUCUCCAGAGGCGUCGCCGCCACCCCAGAGUCCUCCAGCUGUGGGCAAUGGCCCUGCACUCAGUCCUGAGGGCAAGAGCCUGAUAAGCCUGAACAACUCCUUGAACUCCUACUUCAGCAGCGAUAAUGACUCCGAGUUUGAAGACGAGGACUUCAAACAGGAAAUUAGCAAGCUACGUGAGAAGCACAUGAUGGAGAGUCAGGCGCUGUACGCCCGGCAAAAAGAGGAGAUCGAUGCCCUUUUCGCCCGAGUUGGCAAAGUCCCACCCGCUAUCGUUAACCCACCCGCAAUAAAUCUGGCUGGCCGCAGACGCCGACCGGCCAAAAGCAAAAGCAGUAAAUCGAGCCGCACAAGUUCUCAGGGCAGUAAGAGCCCGGUUCAGCCUGGGAGCACCACUUUAUCAACUCAAAGCGCUCCUUUGCUGUACCUGACCCAGCAGUCCUGUCCCGCCCCUGGUGGGUUGGGAGAGACAGGGAGCAACCCCCUGCUCCAGGCUUUUAAGCCCUCACCCUCCAGUGAGAACCUAUACUCACCCUACACCAGUGACGCCACCCUGUCCGCCCCCAGCCUCUGUCUGCCCACGCAUGGAACGAACAGCACAACCACGGUGGGCGGGCAGGGGCAGAACCAAACACAGCCUCCUUCCACUGCAUCCCAGAGUCGCAAGGGCACAUUCACCGACGACCUGCACAAACUGGUGGACAACUGGGCCAGAGAUGCCAUGAACCUGUCACAGGGCAAGAGGGGCUCAAAACCCCAGCACCAGGCCCCAUCCCAGGGCCACAGCUAUGAAAUGAUUCCUUCUGGAAGCACGGCCCGGAAGUUCUCCGCUCCGGGUCAGUUGUGUCCCAACAUGGCUUCAUCCAUGCUCAACCCUCCUGCUACCUCUCUGGGGGCACGUAAAGGCUCGAUGUGCCCUGCGCCGCAGUACGGCUACUCCUCUGCACCUUUCAACGGCCCGUGGGCCAGUGUCUCAGCCGCACACACUCAGGCCCUCGGACAGUUUCCGGCAGCCCCGGGUACCCUGCAGGCCUUCCACAUCAACACGCUGCAAAAAUCAGUCAGCAACCCAGGAGGGCAUAAUUUAAGGACCACAUAAGGUUGGGUCUAGCCUGUGCUAGGCUACAACAGAGAGAGAGAGAGAGAAAGAAAGGGGGGCUGAGACAUGAACUGGUGGCGAAGUUGGUGUGAGCUUAGGCACGUGUGUUGCACCUUUGGAAAAUGGGACAGAGAUAAGCCAGGGUUUGUGGACACGUACACUUAAACACAUCUUGUGUGCAUGAAUCACUCCUGCACUCAGGUUUACAUACCCUGAGGUGAAUGGACAUGAGGACAAAGAAGAGAUGAAAAAUAAAUGAAUACAAUGGGAGCAAUGUUAAAGCAGCCAAAGAGGAUGGUGACCCCACCCCACCCCUUGUUUAAAAAUCUCAUGAAUGUGUAUCACGAUGUUGCUCCAGAGUAGCCUGGGACUAGCUUGCUAAGCUUUUCCUGACUGUUUCACUUUAUUUCACACACUUUUAGUCAGUUGAGGUCCCUGGAACCAGUGAUGGAAGAGGGGAAAACGAGGAAGGUCAUGGAUGUGCCCCGUUUUUCCAUUACAGACUUUCCGGCAUCCUGGUAUCUGUUCUAAUGCUAUGUAAUGCAAUAAUUAAAGAAAUCAAAAGCCCAUUUUAAAAACACAGAAAGUGGCCUUUAGUAGAGAAAACGAGUAUUCGUGUACAACUUCUCUCUCUUGUAUAAAAAUCGGGGUAUGGUUUUAAAGUUGUGUGGAAUUUCGCGUGCUCAGUGGCCAUUCAGCCACCCCUGAGAGUUUGGACUGCAAAGCUACUCUAUAAAACUACAGAACUCCCAGCUUGCUUUGUAAUACACAGUCAUGCUUACCCUCCACCUCCACAUCUCUUCUUGGGAGUUUUAUUUGCCCUAAAAUUAUUUAACUAACAAUACAAUGUUAGUUUAACAAUGUAGGUAUACAAGUGCCGCCACCUCCUUUUUUUUUUUUUUUGGGGGGGGGUCAUUGUGCCUCCUGUUAUAACGGAUAAAUUAACCCAAAUUUACUCUCUUUAAAGCCAAAAAGGCGUCCUGCGUUAUUAAUUCAGUUUUGGAACGAGCGAUCAGAGAGGCUGGAGGUGAGGUCGAGGUUUAUUUACCCUGACUGACGAAGGGGGUGCCUGUCUGGCUUGUUCACGCAUACUGCAGGCUGGGGAAGCUUUAAAUCUACUAUCUGCUAGCAUUGUUACAGCUUUUAUAAUCAUAAGCGCGUUAGGGACCUCUUUACGACAGGUUGAUUUUUUUUUUUGAAUUGUAUGUUUAAAUGAGAAAAGUUGUGUUCUGUACGGACCUGUAUUUAUCCAUCAGUUAUUGAUGUUGAAACACUGUGAUUUAUUAUAAAUGUUGUUGGACAACAUAAGUUUAAAGCAAUGGUAGAAAAAGGGUGGAAACGAGGAGGAUUUGUUGCUAUUAGGUAAAAGGUGAUGUAAGGCUAGCUAUUUACCUUAUUACAGAACUUAUUGGAGACACUUUAACCCUUUCCCUCCCCCACUUUGUACUUCUUUCAUUUUAUUAGAUAAAUGUGAAUGUAAAA
Messenger RNA from Neoarius graeffei (lesser salmon catfish), 10075 nucleotides. It is a transcript of the gene wnk1b, whose product is annotated as WNK lysine deficient protein kinase 1b. The record is from RefSeq and is a predicted model, not a curated record. Gene Ontology annotation, molecular function: chloride channel inhibitor activity; potassium channel inhibitor activity; protein serine/threonine kinase activity. Bases 2075 to 8593 code for a protein of 2172 amino acids. The transcript is spliced from 29 exons. NCBI's taxonomy places the organism in Eukaryota, Metazoa, Chordata, Actinopteri, Siluriformes, Ariidae. Gene Ontology annotation, cellular component: cytoplasm; cytosol. Gene Ontology annotation, biological process: intracellular signal transduction; protein phosphorylation; positive regulation of potassium ion import across plasma membrane.